AAAACUCCAAAUAUGUCCAAAAAUCUCUCGAAGAGUUCUGCGUAUGAUUGCACUGUCUGAUACAUCCAAAAAGCCACAGAGACAGAGAGAGAGAGAGAGAGAGGGAGAGAGAGAGAGUCUCUAUUGUCUAUCCAAUUCUUCUCCACUUCCUUGUAGCGGUAGGGUUUCUCUCUUCCUCAAUCUCACCCACAAAAGCUCUAUAGCUCCACAGGAGGAGCUCCAGACCACUUGGCUCCAUGGAUCCCUCCGGGUCGACCCAGUUCGAUAUCUGCGAGAUUUACAGGCAAUAUUGUGAUAUUACAUCAGGAAAUGUAUAUGUUAAUGGGAAUGAGGGCUACAAACAAGACGAUGAAUCACAAACGGCUAAAAUUUCAAGAGACACAUUGAACCAGCUCUUAAAAUUGGUGGAGUCAAGGGUUCACACAAGGAUUAUUUUUUAUGAACUUUCCAAGCUCAUGUCAAAGCUAGACUUGGUGGUAGACUUUUCUGAAUUUUCCCGCUUCUAUGACUUUGUUUUCUUAAUUUGCCGUGAAAAUGGUCAAAAGAACAUCACUGUAAGCAAGGCAGUUACUGCAUGGAAAUUAGUCCUAGCAGGUAGAUUUCGACUGCUGAAUCAAUGGUGCGACUUUGUUGAGAAAAAUCAACGACACAACAUCUCUGAGGAUACUUGGCAGCAAGUUUUAGCUUUCAGCCGGUGUGUACAUGAAAAUCUGGAAGGGUAUGAUCCUGAAGGUGCUUGGCCUGUUCUAAUAGAUGACUUUGUUGAGCAUAUGUACAGGGUAUUGGGAACUAAUGAUAAUGCUAACUUCUUCUGUAACUGUGGUAAUUCAGAAUCCCAGUCAUCCGUAUUCGAGGAACCUCUUCCUGGAUUGAAAGAUUUUCCUGGUUUGAAGAGGAAAGUACUUGAGGACCUUCAACAGGAUGAAAUGAGGUCCUCAUUCACCUUCCCCCACUAUACAGACCGGGAUCCUGCUUUGAGUUUUAAGAGAAUCAGGCUGACUUCUCCCAGACCGGCAAACUGGGAGGAUAAUCCACCAGGUAAUACUACAGAAGAUUGCAUGGAAAUCACGAGACAUAAUAGUCCAUUGUGCUCUUCCAAGUCUCCAUGUGCAGUUGAAGGUUGUUUGUCACAGGGCUUUGCAGGGCUUCUUUCAACACGCGUCUGUUUGCAGUUUGAUCAGGAAAGGAGAGUUUCCUUCACAUAGAGCUCUCAGCUGAGUCAAACUAUAGGAAAAUUUCCAUUACGAGUUAAAAUGAGUGGAUGUAUUUGUCUGGCUUCUGGUUAUAAUAAUGUAUUUCCAUCAGCUUAUGUUUUCGUGGGGUCUUAUUGUUUGUUGUUGAACGUUAAUUUAUCUUAUUGAAAAAUCAAUAAAUGUUUCUUUUGUCCUUCAA
Messenger RNA from Quercus lobata, 1392 nucleotides. RefSeq names its product defective in cullin neddylation protein (DUF298) (gene AAR3). Gene Ontology annotation, biological process: protein neddylation. Gene Ontology annotation, molecular function: ubiquitin conjugating enzyme binding; cullin family protein binding; ubiquitin-like protein binding. The coding region runs from base 237 to 1205 and encodes 322 amino acids. The record is from RefSeq and is a predicted model, not a curated record. NCBI's taxonomy places the organism in Eukaryota, Viridiplantae, Streptophyta, Magnoliopsida, Fagales, Fagaceae. Gene Ontology annotation, cellular component: ubiquitin ligase complex. The transcript has 9 exons.